Brassica rapa (field mustard) is the source of this 579-nucleotide messenger RNA. RefSeq lists its product as uncharacterized. The record is from RefSeq and is a predicted model, not a curated record. Lineage: Eukaryota; Viridiplantae; Streptophyta; Magnoliopsida; Brassicales; Brassicaceae.
AUGUCUUCCUCAUCAAGUGAUGAAGUUGAUGAAGCUUUAGAAGAAAUGGUCGACCAAGUAGUUGAUAAUUUCAUCGACUCAGUGAUAGAUGCUCACCCCAACAAGCAGAAAAGACGGGCUUAUAUCGAAAGACAUCGUGAACAAGGACACAAUCAGCUAUGGAACGAUUAUUUCCAAGAAAAUCCUACAUACCCACCGCAAAUGUUUAGGAGGCGUUUUCGAAUGAACAAGCCAUUGUUCCUCCACAUUGUCGAACGUGUAAGUAAUGAAGUUCCAUACUUUCAGCAAAGACGAAAUGCUUGCGGAAGGUAUGGGCUAUCUGCACUUCAAAAGUGUACGGCAGCUAUACGUAUGCUGGCAUAUGGUCAAUCAGGAGAUACAUAUGACGAGUAUCUCCGACUUGCUGACAGUACUUCACGUUUAUGUUUGGAAAAUUUCACUAAUGCAAUUAUAAAUUUGUUUGGAGAUGAGUAUCUACGCAGCCCUACAGCUGAGGAUCUUCAACGAUUGCUCGAUGUUAGAGAGGUACGCGGUUUUCCAGGGAUGAUAGGCAGCAUCGAUUGUAUGCAUUGGGAGUGA